AUGGUAAAGCAGACGAUCCAGAUUUUCGCGAGGGUGAAGCCCACUGUCCGGAAAUACCAACAAGGGAUUUAUUCCAUAGAUGAAGAUGAAAAAUUAACACCCAGCUUGGAAAUUAUUGUACCACGUGAUUUGGCAGAUGGAUUUGUUAAUAAUAAGCGAGAAAGCUACCGAUUUAAAUUUCAAAGGAUUUUUGAUCAGGAUGCGAAACAAGAGAUUAUUUUUGAAACCAUUGCCAAACCCGUGGCUGAAAGUGUUCUGACAGGUUACAAUGGUACCAUCUUUGCAUAUGGACAAACAGGCAGUGGAAAGACCUUCACCAUCACUGGAGGGGCAGAGCGUUACAGUGACAGAGGCAUUAUCCCAAGGACACUAUCUUACAUUUUUGAGCAGUUACAAAAGGACAGCAGCAAAAUAUAUACAACACACAUUUCCUAUUUGGAAAUCUACAAUGAAUGUGGUUAUGAUCUGUUGGAUCCAAGACAUGAAGCCUCCAGUUUGGAAGAUUUGCCGAAAGUGAUAAUCCUGGAGGAUCCUGAUCAGAACAUUCACCUGAAAAAUCUGUCUCUUCAUCAGGCAACCACAGAGGAAGAAGCCUUGAAUCUACUUUUCUUAGGAGACACCAAUAGGAUGAUUGCGGAGACACCUAUGAACCAAGCAUCAACUCGUUCCCACUGCAUUUUCACUGUUCACUUAUCAAGCAAAGAACCAGGAUCUGCAACAGUCCGUCAUGCCAAACUCCACUUGGUCGACCUGGCUGGUUCAGAACGAGUGUCGAAGAGUGGAGUAGGGGGCCUGCUUCUCACAGAGGCCAAGUAUAUCAACUUGUCACUACAUUAUUUAGAACAGGUUAUCAUUGCCCUCUCUGAAAAGCACCGUUCACACAUCCCCUACAGGAACUCCAUGAUGACCAGUGUCCUGAGGGACAGCUUGGGCGGAAACUGUAUGACAACCAUGAUCGCAACCCUUUCUUUAGAGAAGAGGAAUGUUGAUGAAUCUAUAUCUACCUGCAGAUUUGCACAGCGAGUAGCACUUAUAAAGAAUGAAGCUAUUCUUAAUGAAGAAAUUGACCCCAAAUUGAUGAUUAUCCGUCUACAGAAGGAAAUACAGGAACUGAAGGAUGAACUAGCCAUCACCACAGGGGAGCAGAGGACAGAGGCACUCACAGAAGCAGAACUCCUUCAGCUGGAAAAACUAAUAACAAACUUUUUGGAAGACCAAGAUCCAGAGAGCAGACUAGAGGUUGGUGCUGAUAUGCGUAAAAUUCACCACUGUUUUCAUCACUUAAAGAAAAUGUUGAAUGACAGGAAAAUCCUUGAGAAGAAUCCUUCUAAAAUUCAAGACCAAGUCCAAGACUACCAAGAACCAUUAAAAGAGGAAGAAUAUAAAAAACUGCAAGAUAUUCUAAAGCAGAGAGAUAAUGAAAUCAAUAUUUUGGUCAAUAUGUUAAAAAAAGAAAAGAAGAAAUCACAAGAAGCGCUUCACUUAUGUAAAACAGACAGAAGUGUCAUUAGACACUCACAGAGCUCUCCCUUACCACCUGGGAACCCGGAAGAAAAUCAGAAGACAUUGUCAUCUUCAGCUCCCAGGCAGGCCCAGGAUGCCAGCACUGCACACCACAGACCCAGUUUGCUCCACAAAAAAGCAGGGAUGAGAGAGGAAAUGUCACUAGGACGCCAGGAGGCUUUUGAAAUCUUCAAGAGGGACCAUGCUGACAGCAUUACCAUCGAAGACAACAAACAGAUUCUGAAGCAGAGAUUUUCUGAAGCAAAGGCCCUAGGAGAAAGCAUAAAUGAAGCAAGAAGUAAAAUUGGUCACUUGAAGGAAGAAAUCACCCAACGGCAUAUGCAGCAGGUAGCUCUAGGCAUCUCAGGAAACAUGACUACAGCCUCAGUGCCAGACGCGCUGGAAGAGAAGCUGCGAGCACAACUAGAGGAGGAAAAGCAAAGAUAUAAAACAAAUUUCGCUCACCUGAAAGCCCUGAAGGUGGAGAUUGAGCACUUGCAGCUGCUCAUGGACAAAGCGAAGGUGAAGCUGCAGAAGGAGUUUGAAGCCUGGUGGGCGGAGGAGGCCACCAGCCUGCAGGCAAAUUCUCCAGCAGUGAAUUCACUUCCAGCAGCGAAUUCACUGCCAGCAGUAAAUUCACUCUCAGCAGUUAAUUCACUUGGUCACAGGAAGUCAUCUCCACCGAUACCUGAAUUCCAGCAGGAACAGCCCUGGCUUCUCUCUAAUAAAAGGAUCCUGGGCCUUAUGGGCAGGGACCUCCUCCAGCUGUUACCCUUCCCAGUGUGGAUCCUGAGGCUGACUCUUGGUUCCAGUCGGUGCACUCCAACUACAGUGGCUACAUCUCCAUUCAAGGAGCUGAAGCAGGGUCUGGUUACCUCUAACUGGUCCUCAUUCAAUGAUGAGACAUGCCUCAUGAUGAUAAAUACGUAUGACAAGACCAAGUCAAGCCGUGUUGAUGUCUAUGGUUUCUUGGCCCUGUGGAAAUUCAUCCAGCAGUGGUUGUAUCUCUUCCAGCAGUAUGACCAGGACUACUCAGGCGCCGUUAUCUACACAGAGCUGCUUAAGCUCUGUUCCAAACGGGUUACAACACAAGCCCCCAUUCACCCAGCUCCUGGUCUCCCAUCAUUGUCCAUGCUCCACCAGACCCUACAUGCAGUUGGACCAUUUCAGCUGCUGACUGAGGCCUUCAGGGGAAGUACACAGCUGUGUUGUUGGCUGAGGAUAAGAAUAAAGAGAUGGGACACCAAGAAUGGAGGAGAAAACAGCAUAAAUAAAGUGUAUUCCCGGAAAAUCUUGCCCUCGCCACCGAGCCCCACAGUGUAUAAGUUGGAGAAGACCAGCACCAACACCGCCCUGGAAGACAGAGUCUUGGAGAGGCCCAUGUCAUCCAUCCCUCUCACCGGUGACAGCCAGACUGACUCGGACAUCCUGGCAUUCAUCAAGGCCAGACAGAGCAUUCUGCAGAAGAAAUGUAAGUCACCCUUUCGUUGGCCUCUACAGGGCCAUUAG
Molecule: messenger RNA, 3012 nt
Organism: Elephantulus edwardii (Cape elephant shrew)
Lineage: Eukaryota; Metazoa; Chordata; Mammalia; Macroscelidea; Macroscelididae
Gene: KIF6
Product: kinesin family member 6
Exons: 22
Coding region: 1-3012 (1003 amino acids)
Biological process (GO): microtubule-based movement
Molecular function (GO): microtubule motor activity; microtubule binding; ATP binding
Source: RefSeq, a predicted model, not a curated record